UCACGAGAUUUUUUUCUGCUGUAGUCAUAUGACAUUUCUUCCGGGAUCCUGGGCUUCGUCUAAAAAGAAACGCGAGUUAGCAAAAGAAGCAAAAAAAGCUUGAAAUUAUCAAAUAUCAUAUAUAAAAUAUUUAAACGGAGGAAAGGAAAAUAUUUGCUAACAUUCAAGAUUUGGCUCGCUUUGGUAAAAUACUGCGGCGCUAGAUUUCUUUAACUAGUUGCUGUAUAUUGUUUUUGAUAACUAAAAAGUAUGGAUUGUAUUUGAAUUAUAAAUAACGUUUAGCCGAUUAGUGCUAGAGAACCAAAUACCGAUUUGUCAUAAUCAUUUGUAUGCGCUACAUUGAGUGGGCGACACAAUCGUAAAAAUACGAGCCUAUACUGCGAAAAUCUGCCAUAUUGCUGGUCAAAAGGGAAAUGGCGAACCGCUAAUCGUUGUUUACUUAUAUAUACAUUUAUCGGUAGCUGUCUUGAGACUUUUCUUUUUAAUUUUGCAUUUGAGUAAAGACCGGGGUAUUGUAUAUCUGCGUCAGACUGUCUCUGGGCUUAGAACCAUUUUCAUCAUUCAUUUGGCACUUAUAAUUCAGAUGUGGGAAUUAUGUCGCAGUAUACCAGUUUUCCAGAACCGAUGGAUGAUCACAAUCCUUUUCAGGACCCUGCAUUGACCCAGCAUGGCAGCAACACAGAGUAUGCGACGCUGGACCUCUACAAUCCUUUUGAGGACAAGCCGAUGCAGCCUCCACCUCCCUACUCUGCUACAGUCCCCACUGCUCCUCCUGUUCCAAGCCAGGCUCCGCCCACCCGGAUCACGCCCACCGAGUCCCGCAACUAUGGCUCAUACACCACUCAGCCGUCAGUAAAUGCAACCACGGCUGAGCUGCUGAGAAGACAGGAGGAGCUGGAGAGGAAGGCCCGCGAUCUGGAACGGAGGGAGCGGGAGCUGGGCUCCCAUGCCCUUGGGCCUGGAGCAACUCGGCAGAAUAACUGGCCUCCCCUGCCCUCCUUUUGCCCCGUGGGGCCGUGUUUCUACCAGGACAUCACAAUUGAGAUCAGCCAGCAGUUCCAGCGCACUGUCACCAUCAUGUACUACUACUGGAUCUUCACGGCCUGUAUCCUGCUCUUCAACCUCAUCUGCUGCCUGGCCCAGUUCUGUGUUGACACGACGACUGGUGUGGGGCUAGGCCUGGCCAUCCUCUGGGUGAUCCUCUUCACUCCCUGCUCAUUUGUCUGUUGGUACAGGCCUGUAUACAAAGCCUUCAGGAGUGACAGCUCCUUCAAUUUCUUUGCGUUCUUCUUCGUCUUUUUUGCGCAAAUUGUUCUGUAUGUCUUGAUGACUAUUGGCAUUCCAAAUUGGGGAUUCAGUGGCUGGAUCGUCAGCCUGGCUACCCUGAGGAAGAACGUGGCUGUGGGUGUGAUCAUGCUUUUGGGCGCUGCCAACUUCACUGCCCAGGCUGUCAUUGGCGGCGUCCUGCUGAAGAAGGUCCACUCUCUGUACCGGCAGACGGGUGCCAGUUUCCAGAAGGCACAGGCAGAGUUUGCUACAGGGGUGAUGUCCAACCAGGCAGUACGACAGGCCACCGCCACUGCCGCUGCCUCUGCUGCCCAGGGGGCCUUUACGGGGGCGCGAUAAGGAAAAGUGACAUCAGAGGGGAGUGGCAGUUAGGGUACAUUGGAGAUGUUAAUUACCCUGGUCACAGGAAUUUGGGGUGUUCUGGGGUAAUUACACAGAGGAACAUCUGUGGCACGUAUUUUUACAGAAAUAAUUUUGCAUCACUCACAGUUACAUAUACUAAAUUUAAAAAGUAAAAGUGAAAAAAAAAGUGAAAGAAAAAAAGUAAAGGAAAAAAAAGUUAAUAAAUAAUAAUAAAGCACUGGGAACAGAAAGUGAGAGUAAUAGCCUUAGGGUGAUUGAUUUCAUUACAGUAUUACAGAGAAUAACCUACUACAUGUUUCAGACUGAUAAAUAGAGGGUGAUUAGAUCGGAACAGAGAAACUGUUGUGUUUGGAGUGAUUUCUCUGCAUCAUCUACAGAUGUGGUAUAGGAAUUAACGGCACCGCUCCAAAUCUACUUAACUGUACUCUAAAUGUUGCUAGUGAAUCAACUGUGUCAUUUUGUAACCAACUGCAAAUGUGAAUUUAAAACUGUGCCAAAUACCAAACUUUGUAACAGUGCCAUUGCUAAUCUGAUUUCACAUUUUUACUUUGGUGUUCAAAAUUAUUGGUGGUAUUCUUAUUAAAUGCAUUCAUGUGCCUUGCA
Messenger RNA from Brienomyrus brachyistius, 2253 nucleotides. RefSeq names its product secretory carrier-associated membrane protein 3-like. The record is from RefSeq and is a predicted model, not a curated record. Gene Ontology annotation, cellular component: recycling endosome membrane; trans-Golgi network membrane. The transcript has 9 exons. NCBI's taxonomy places the organism in Eukaryota, Metazoa, Chordata, Actinopteri, Osteoglossiformes, Mormyridae. The coding region runs from base 595 to 1626 and encodes 343 amino acids. Gene Ontology annotation, biological process: protein transport.